Messenger RNA from Sitodiplosis mosellana (orange wheat blossom midge), 328 nucleotides. Its product is annotated as adenylyl cyclase 78C-like. NCBI's taxonomy places the organism in Eukaryota, Metazoa, Arthropoda, Insecta, Diptera, Cecidomyiidae. The record is from RefSeq and is a predicted model, not a curated record. The annotation marks the transcript as partial. The transcript has 3 exons.
GGGGAGAUUAGUGUUAAAGGAAAGGGAAUAAUGACAACAUAUUGGGUGUUUGGAAAAGGUGUAUCCGUUAAUCAAAUUGUUCCACAAGGGCCUCUACAAGCUGGUGUACCACAAGCCACUUCACCCUCAUUACAACGUCAAGUAUCACAUCACACGUCAUUGGCGGCUGUGGUAUAUGGUAUGAUGCAGGCAUCGAAACGGUCGUCUAAUGUGAACACUACACGUUGGAGGCGUGCUAAGCGAUUAACAUUCACAUCUAUGUUAGCGUAUGUAAUCACAAUAGAAUCGCAGUCCUCAUAUCCUCUAACUCUCAAUCAUGUAUCACUUA